CUGGUAAUUCUAAAAUCUAUGAGGUUUCUCACCGCCACUGCAUCAUCGACCAGUUCAAUUGUAAAGGAAGUUCUGAGCGUUAGAAUUGGCUCCAAAAUAUGAAACUUCGCGUAGCAAGCAAUACCUAGGUAUCGAUGCAAAUCCUCAGCCUCAGCCUUGCACGAUUAGUCACUACGAGCUAAACCUUAACGAGUGCUGAGUCGCUUGCAACAGAUGUGGUAGCCUUCCAAGAUUAACCUCACAGCCUUACUACCUAGGUGGGCAUGAACACCACUUGGAAACAUACAUGUUGAAGACCACAGAACUCUCGUUAUGCAAUCCCUCGUUUGGGCCUCUCAUAUACCGUUGUAUAUCACUCAUCCUUCUUCUACAAUACCUUAUUUGAUCAAUAUACCCCGAGUCUCUUAUCUGCCGCUCCUUCUCCCGCGAUUGCUCUCUUUCUUCGGGGAAAAUGUUACAAGUUUUUCCUAUGAAGGAAUUCUAUUGAAGAAUCUACCAGUCGGUCUUUUAUGUGAUCUAUAUCAACCAGAAUUGCCAUGGAGAAUAGAGUUAGGAGAUGGCCCAUCUUUUGAUAUUCAUGAUACUUUUAUCAAUAGCGUCAAAGAAGCCGAUUUCAUACGCAAUGGAAAUGCAAAGGGGAUCAUGAGCAUGUCAAAAGAACAUUCGACACAAUUAUGGAACUCAGUUCAAGAUAACGAUCUUCACACCUACCUCAAGAUUUCCACCAUCCUCCUCAACCCCGCUACUCCUCUAAAACAUAUUCCAUUACGUAUAUACCUACCUUCAUUCUCAUCUCCAUCUUCAACUCCUCAUCCAGCUUCCUCGAGUUCAUCAAAAGCUCCAGGUACUUCUUCUCCACCUCCACCACUUUUCGCAUUUAAAACGGUACAAACUCUCAUACAACCACAAACUGCAUCUCGUGAACCUCAAACAUUGGGAGGGGCCCUCAAUACUAUUCUUCCCAGUUUGUUUCCAAGUAGGAGAGAUGCGAUUUUAGCGGAUGUCAUCUUACAUGGGGCAACAGUUCCGUUCAAGGCACCAUUGGAGGAUUUAAUGAGGGAAGCGAGUUAUGCGGAUGGAUGGUUAAAUGUGUGUGUUGUUAUGCUGAAUUGAUAUUAGAAGUGAUGAUUAUAAUGAUUACGAUGACUUUAUGAAAAGGAUGAAAUGGCGUUUUUGAACCUUUUGGAUUUCAGCUGGGGAAGAUCGAGGCUGUAAUUACAAUCACCUAGUGGAUAAUUGAUUGAUGAAAACAUUACAAUGUCCGAUCAACUUAAGAGUUAUUGACUGAAGACUUUUUAUGGAUUUGUUUCCUAUAUGAUAGUUUCUCCAGCCAAUGCAGAAUUCGUUAAUAUAAGUAUUUCUUGCUUUGUCAUAAUUCAACAAGUGUGGUUAUUAAGCUAUAUCAAACUUCCGUAUAUCAUUUUCAUUGAUUUAAUAACCUACAAUAGCACAAUUCUCAUUCGACGUCAACCAACUCAAUCUAUCAUACCACAUCAUCUGCAGAUUCUGACACAAGGAUCCUCAAUUUCCUCACCAAUAGCGAAAAGCUCUUCGACUAGCUGUUCUUCCCAAGAAAGGCUAGAGGGAAAUUUCGACCUUGGUUCAUCACGAUAGCUCAGAGCUUGGGAUGUUUGGGUAACAGGAGAUUACUGUUCUUGCUAGUGGUUUUAUUGAACUUUAUAUCUGAGAUUGGUAUGCUGGUUUUGUUCGAUGUUCGAUGUUUGAUGUUUGGGCGAAGAUGGUUACUUCGAUAUUUGUGGGUAGUAAUUGUGAUGUGUCAUGUCUUUAUUGCAUAGUAGGUUUUAUUCUAUCAGUGGUGCUCUCUUUUAGGAGAAAUGAGGAAUGGGCUGUGUGUAUGUUAUGUUGAAAUUGUAAGUGGUUAUUCAUGUUGAUAUGCAGCGGUGUUUUAUGGAUUGAGGAUUUGAGGUUUAGUGAAUCAUUGCUCGAGAUGGAUGGGUAGAAGGUUUACGUGUCUGUCUGACUAUUGUUUGUAUCGAAGGUUGUAUAUAUAUAUUUUUUUUUUCAUUAUCUUACAGAGUACAGCAGACUUGAAGUUGGGAGGUUGAUGACAACGAUUUGGAGAAGUUUGAGGCAUUUCGAAUGAUUUUUUUUUCCCUCUGGAUAUGCAUGGUGUUGAGGUUUAAGAAGGGUUCUGUGGUUGUAUUUUUGUUUUUUGUAUUUU
Messenger RNA from Botrytis sinoallii, 2182 nucleotides. RefSeq lists its product as uncharacterized. Bases 313 to 1113 code for a protein of 266 amino acids. Gene Ontology annotation, biological process: C-terminal protein lipidation; nucleophagy; autophagy of mitochondrion. The record is from RefSeq and is a predicted model, not a curated record. Gene Ontology annotation, cellular component: cytoplasm; phagophore assembly site membrane; Atg12-Atg5-Atg16 complex. The transcript is spliced from 4 exons. Lineage: Eukaryota; Fungi; Ascomycota; Leotiomycetes; Helotiales; Sclerotiniaceae.